This is a messenger RNA of Stylophora pistillata, 1257 nucleotides long. RefSeq lists its product as uncharacterized. The record is from RefSeq and is a predicted model, not a curated record. NCBI's taxonomy places the organism in Eukaryota, Metazoa, Cnidaria, Anthozoa, Scleractinia, Pocilloporidae.
UCGUCCAUUCCACGAAAGAUCUACACCGGACAAGAGGCCGCCAGAAAGACUCCCGAGUUAAGAUCUACGCGUCCACAGACAAUUACCUAUCCAACAAAAUGAAGUACGUUUUUCUGUUGUGCCUUAUCUUUGGCAUCGUCAUGACACAGGGAGCCCCAGCCCCAGAGGCCGAGGAGAAGAAAGAAGACAAAGAGGACGACACCGGUGACUUCGAUGACGAUGUUGCAGAUGACGCCGACGACUCAGACGACGAAGACGACGAGGAUGACGGUGAGGAUAGCAGCGAAGGAGAUGAUAUGGAUGAAGAGAAGAGGGACGAAAUCCCUAAAGAGAAUGAUGAAGCCAAGGAGGACAACCCCGAUGCUCCUGAGAAGGAAGACGACAAGGUGAACGAUAAGGAAACUGAAGAAAAAGAUGCCGACAAGGAAGAAGAUAAGAAAGCUGAUGAAGAGGACAAGAAGAUCGAAAAGGAUGACAAGAAACAAGAAGAUGAUGAUGACGAAAUGGCUGAUGAUCUGGAUGAUGAGGAUGACGAGGAUGAUGAAGAUGAUGAAGACGAUGAAGAGGAUGAAGAUGAUGAAGAUGAUGGAGAUGAUGGAGAUGAAGGAGAUGACGGAGAUGAUGGUGAAGACAAGGAGGAUGAAGAAGACAGCGAGGACAGCAGCGAGGGAGGAAAGAAGGACGACGAGAAGAAAAAGGAAGUAAAGAAGGAGGAUGAGAAGCCAGAGAAGGUGGAAAAGAAGGAGGAUGCCACCAAGAAAGCCGACGAUGAUGACGAUGAUGACGAUGAUGACGACGACGAUGACGAUGAUGAUGAUGAUGACGAUGAAAAGAAAGCUGACAAGAAGCCAGUAGAAAAGACCGAAAAGAAAACAGCAGAUGCCCCAAAGGAGGAGAAGAAGAAGCAGUAAAAAGCUACAUUUGGAGCUUCUUCUAACUAGACAUACUUAACCAAUCCAACAGCUACACUGUCACAUCACACAACAAAAAACUUUGUCAACACUUGGCAAAAUACAGAUGACUGCGAGUACACAAAUAACUGUCACUUCAUUCAUUCAAGAAUGAUAUUUUAUAGAUGAACAGUAGUUUAAAAAAAUAGCCAUAACAUUGUUUAAAAGAACUUCAUCCGAUGAACAAAAUGUGCUGAAGAGAGGUUCAAUAACUGUAACGUGAUUCAAAAUUUGGAUCGACUUGCAGGGAGUAAUGUAUUCUUGAAUAAGAGGCGCUACAUAAUAAAGAGUUAUUUUUUUGAAUUGA